AGCUUAUUCACGUAAACGUCGUGGUGUUUUAACAAGUUUCCGUGAAACUGAAAUGAAUAAAGAGAAAUCGUCUUCUAGUCAGCAUGAAAAUCAAUCGAUUUUGAGUCGUAGUGAUUCCAGUGAAACAGUCGAAUCAUCUUCAUCAUCAUCUUCUUCGAAAAUUCCUGUUAUACAAUUUAGACGAUUACAAAAAGAGGUAUUCGAAUGUAAUCGUGUUGGAAAUCGUAUCCUGAAACCACCAGUUUGUGCUGAAAUAAUUUGUCAUGUGAAUGAAUUAGUCAAAAAUCGUCCAGUUUUAGUGAAAGUCACUGGAUGGUUAUGGGCGCGUACACUAUUCGCAAAACAUAUAUCCGAUGUUGAUCUUGUCACAAUUAUCUCAGUGAAUCAAGGCAUUCUGCCAAAAGGUGUACAACCAGCUCAAGAACCAGUUGGUCAUUUUUAUUUAUCACAAACAUUUUUCUUUCCACAAAUUCGUCCAAAAUUAUUACAUCAAAUACCAAUUUGGCCAAUUAUUGUUGGAAUUGUUUUAGGUGUACUGGUGUUGUAUUUAUUAAUUAUUCUGCUGUAUUUAUUAGGAUUCUUUCAUCGACGUAAAACAGAAUUACGUAAAGCUAAAUUUACAAAAGGUGGUGCUGAAGAUAUUUAUCAAUUUGAACAAGCACAAUUAUUGAUCAAUGAUCAAAAUAAGUCGAAAAAUACUACUACUAAUACUACUACUAAUAAUAAUCAUCAUAGUAAUCAAUAUCAACAUUCAGAUGGUCAUACCAAUGUCACGCCACCAGUGCAACCAACAUCACCAUUAUUGAAUAAUGAUAGUAAAAGUCGAAAACGAAUGAAGAAAAAGCAUAAACAUGAACUGAAUAUUUUACAUCCUGGUGAUUUAUCACCAACUGGUACAUUGACAAAAAACACUAGUCGUGAUGAUCAAAAUGAUGAUGGUGAUCACGAUCACUAUCACGAUCGCGAUCAUGAUGAUGACGAAGAACAACGGGAUAAAGAUGAAUUAGAAAAACAAAAUCUAAUCACAGAUUCAACUACUAAAUAAUAAUAAAAAAAUUUAAUGUAUUUUCUAAGUGUUUAUAUGUAUGAUUGUGUGUGUGUGUGUGAAAGCUUGCGCGCGCGCGCGCUCACGAAUUGAAUAUUGGUCAACUUAUACAGCUUUUAGUUUGUCUUCCUUGUUUCGGUGCUUAUAUUCUCCCUCUCUCUCUCUAUCUCUCUAAAAGUUUAUACAUCUAUUGUGAUAUACUCAUAGAUAUGGUUUUUGUGGACGCCAUCUUGCACCUAUCUCUCCCCACAUAUAUAAUAUUUAUUAUUAUUAUCGGUGAGAUUAUUUAACACUGAACUCUCUGCUUUUGUUCAAUAUGAUUUCAUGUUAUGCUUACUGAUUGAUUGACUGACUUAAACUCUUCACUUCAUUUUAGUUGUUCUUCUAUGGAGGAUAUACUAUUCAAAAAAAUAGACAACAGAUAAAAUGUGUUUAUAAAUUAUUAUUUUUUAUUUUGCUGAAAAAACUAUAUUUAUUCCCUGGUCUCUGUCUCUUUCUUACUACGCAUUCACUCAUACUCUUACUCUACUUCUUUCCUGUCAAUAUUGUCUCAGUUGAUUUUAUUGAGCGAAUGAAUGGAUGAGUGAAUAUUAUGAAACUUGAAAACAAUGUGUAACAGUGAUAAACUUCCUUUCUUAUUAGUCUAAUUCUACUCUGUUCUGUUCUGUUCUGUACUUUUUUUUCUGUUUAAAUUAAUAGCUUCGGGUUUAAUUUUUACUGCCCUAUUUUAAACAAAACAAGAUCAAAUGAUUUUUGAGUCAGCCAUAUUCCUGUCAGUAAAUCUGUGGCAAACAACUGAUCCAGUCAGUCAUAAGAGUUCAGUAACAUUUAUUUAUUAUUGCAACAAAUAGAUAGACAGAUCGAUAAAUAUAGACGUUUACACACACACUAACGAACCUGUCAACAACAUAUGGAAAUCUUUUUUCCUACUGAGUAGUAGUAAUAAGUAGUAUAUUUAAUAAUACUAAAAUUAAUGAACUGUUUUUUUAACGGAGACGUCAGCAAAACAGAUCAGUGUGUGUGUGUGUGUGUUUGGGAUGAAAUUUUGAUUUGUAGUAUUAUCAAUUUCGUUUUUGUGUUUAUGUGGUUCGUUUUUUCCGCUUUGGUUUUGUUUUCAAAAAAAUUAUCGAUCAUUGUCGACAAUGUGAUGCUAAAAAUGUAUGUUGAUAAAGAUUGAGAAAUAUAGUUUUUUCU
This is a messenger RNA of Schistosoma turkestanicum, 2239 nucleotides long. The record is from the annotation of a GenBank genome assembly. NCBI's taxonomy places the organism in Eukaryota, Metazoa, Platyhelminthes, Trematoda, Strigeidida, Schistosomatidae.